AUGUGGCUUCUGGACUCUCGGGUUUACGUGGUUGUGGUGGUCCCCUUGUUUUUAAAUACUUUCAACAAGUACCGCCUCGGAGGCCACUCCAGCCCUGAGAAAGUUCCAAGUCGGAUAAAACAAAGAACGUCCAGCAGUUUGCAGAUGGCCAGGACCCAGAAGACUCUGCUAGCCCUUCCUCAGAGAGAAGGGGUCCAGGCAGCCGCUGUGGCACCCACCCUGUUGCCUAACCUGAAGAGCAGCUGCUUCGACCAUGCUCUGCACCAGGGGCUCCUCUACCCCACCCGGCGGCGCUGCAGUCCCACCUCAGCUCCAACUCCCAAAUUGUCAAAGAAGCGCAAAGUGCAUGCAGCCGGGGACAUGUUCCCCACUGAUUGGAGCCCACCACCCAUAGAGUUCCUGAACCUGAGAGCACCACAGGCCAGCAGGGGUGCCCCAGCACAGAGGUGGCUAGGCCCAGGGGGCCCUCAGGGCCUGAGGACAUGGGCUCCCCAGCUGCCUGAGGAGUUAGGCCAGGAGCCCCAGGACUUGGACCCCCAGGGGAGACUGACCUCACUGGAGGAGCUGUUCGGGAACAUGGCAGGCCCAAGCCAGAAGGCUACAGCUCCAGUGUUCACCUCUGGAGCCUCGGAGAGCUAUGCCAAUAGCUUAGAUUACUUACUACAGGAGAAGUGGGAACAGGCCCUGGAGCAGGAGCGAGAGAAGCUGCUUCUGCAUGAUUGUCCUGACCUCUACUCCCUGGAUCUGGCUGAAGAUGAGGCGCCUCUCACACCUGAGCACAGGAUGCUGGUGGAGAGGUUCUCCAUGUCACUACAGGUCAUCCCACCAGUACAUCCCGGUGAAACCGUGUUUCUACCCAGGCGUCAUCCCCUGUAUUGCAUCCUGGACUGUUCACACCUGAAGCCACGUAGCCACCUGGAAGGGCUCUUCCUCAGCUGCCCGCUGGCCCAGCAGCUCUCCUUCCUGCGCAGUGGCCUCCUGAGCAACCUCUACCUACACACCCCCGACUGCCCUGUGCCCCUGCUCCAGUGGCUCUUCCAGCUACUGACAUGGCCUCCAGAAACUUCUUCAGGAGCCUUUGGCCUCCUCUGGGAUCUCAGUGUGAAUGGGCUCUUCCAUCAGUCUGAUGGAGACAAGCACUGGUGGUGCCCCUCCCUGCAAGAGGUCACGGAGGUGUUUCACAGCCUGGGAGCCUGUAGCCCUGCUCUGGGCCUGCGUGAGCCCCGUCGGCACAGUGGGAGGGUGCUUAAAAAUAGCACUAGCUUGAACUGGAGUGAGCAGCAGGACGCCCCCCUGGAGAUUGCCUUGGAUGUCAGCCUGAACUACAUCUACAAGUUCCUAGCUCUGUGUGCCCUAGCCCAGCCAGGGGCCUACACUGAUGGGGACCUCCUGGGCCUGAUUGAGCUGCUGUGCCGAGUUGGCCUGGAUGUGGGGCUUCGCCUGCUGCCCAAGACUGAUCUUCAGCAGCUUCUGCUUCUGCUCCUUGAGAACAUCCAUGAGUGGCCAAGGAAGCUCCAGAAGCUGUGCUGCAGCCUGAGCGAGGUGUCCGAUCACCACCACAACCUGCUGGUGCUCGUGCAGUUCUUCCUGGACGUGACCUCCCGGAGCAGGCAGCUUCGAAGCCAGCUCAGCCUUGUGGUCAUUGCCCGGAUGCUAGACCAGCAAGAGACGCUCCCUCUCUGGCAAGAGAAGGCCCAGCUGUCUUUGCUCAGCCAGCUUCUGAGCCUCAUGAGGCCAUCAUCCCUCAGACAGUACCUGGGCUCUGAGACCUUGCCACCCUGCCAGGAGCAACAGCCAAAGACCAAUGCUGAAUUAGACCACAAGGUCUGCUACCUGUGCCACAGCCUUCUGACACUGGCCGGGGUGGUGGUCAGCUGCCAGGACAUUACUCCAGACCAGUGGGCUGAGGAGGCGGGUUGUCCUGGAAAGCCAAGCUCCCGACCCGAGCCGGGCCGCACAGUCCCCGGCAGGAGCGCUCACCCUGCAGCCGCGGAAGCCCUGUUCGUGCCACCCGUGGUCCGGGUGGGCGAGUGUGGGGGGCGCACCGCCUGGGCCCCGCGCUCCUCCAGCCCCCACCCAGCCGUGCCCCUGCUUCCCCGCCCUGGGAAGAGCUGGGGGUGGGGGAACCAGUGUGCUGGCCGAUUCUCCGAGCGCGCCGCGGGGUCUGGCCCUGGCCUAGGGUGA
This is a messenger RNA of Puma concolor (puma), 2184 nucleotides long. The record is from RefSeq and is a predicted model, not a curated record. NCBI's taxonomy places the organism in Eukaryota, Metazoa, Chordata, Mammalia, Carnivora, Felidae.